Mercurialis annua (annual mercury) is the source of this 1151-nucleotide messenger RNA. RefSeq names its product bidirectional sugar transporter SWEET10-like. The record is from RefSeq and is a predicted model, not a curated record. Bases 63 to 914 code for a protein of 283 amino acids. Lineage: Eukaryota; Viridiplantae; Streptophyta; Magnoliopsida; Malpighiales; Euphorbiaceae. Gene Ontology annotation, cellular component: membrane. Gene Ontology annotation, biological process: carbohydrate transport. Gene Ontology annotation, molecular function: sugar transmembrane transporter activity. The transcript is spliced from 6 exons.
UCUCACUCAUUGUUCAAUCCACAACAUAUAGCUUCAGAAAGAAAAAAGAGUAGUACUAAAAAAUGGCCUUCCAUUUGACUUUAGAGUUCGUUUUUGGUGUUUUAGCUAACAUCAUUUCUUCCAUGGUCUGCCUUGCUCCUCUGCCAACUUUUUACCAAAUUUGCAAGAAGAAAACAAGUGAAGGGUUUCAGUCGAUUCCUUAUGUGAUUGCACUAUUCAGUGCUAUGCUGUGGUUGUUCUAUGCACUUUUUGAUGACAAUGCCACUCUUUUAAUCACCAUCAACUCUUUCACUUUGUUCAUGCAAGUUGGCUAUCUUUCUGUUUACCUUUUCUACGCCGAUCGCAAAGAUAGAAUGUUCACUGCCAAACUGAUACUCUUCUUCAACGUUUUUGGGUUCGGAAUGAUUGCGAUAUUUACUCUUUUUUUAACAAAUGGAAGAAAACGAGUUGAUGUUCUUGGAUGGAUUUGUAUGAUAUUUGCACUGUGUGUAUUUGUUGCACCUCUUGGAAUCAUGAGAAAAGUGAUCAAGACUAAGAGUGUUGAGUUCAUGCCAAUCUCAUUAUCGUUUUUCCUCACCUUAAGUGCAGUCAUGUGGUUCUUCUUUGGCUAUCUUAAAAAAGACAUUUAUGUUUAUAUUCCAAAUAUUCUUGGAUUUUUCUUUGGAAUCCUACAAAUGAUUCUUUAUGUGAUCUACAAAAAAUCAUUGAAAACUCCGGUUCGCGACCCGAAACUUCAAGAAUUAUCCGAGCACAUAGUCGAUGUUGCAAAGCUGAGUGCAACAAUCUGCUCGGAGCUAAACACCGCAGUGGUGGCCUCAAAGCUGAAUGUAAGCAACGGACAUGAAGUUUAUGAAAUCCAACAAGUCAUUACUAAGGAAGAAACAAAGAACCCUAAGCAAGAAAUGGAAGCUUAACAGUUAAUUUAAUGAAAGUUUUAAUUUAAUGGAAGUUUUAAUUUAUUUUUAGAUUAAUUUGCUUAUCAUUGUAUAAGUUGGUCGUGUCAUGUACGUACUAUGCUGUAAGGCUAAAUAUGUCAUGUCAAAUUAAUAUCUUCUGAUUAGCGUUAAUGUUCAUUUUAAUAUUAUAAGCUAAAUUCUAGUUUUAUGUAACAUAUGUUUGUUCAAGAAAUUAAAAUAAAUGUUAUAAGUCAA